Labeo rohita (rohu) is the source of this 2580-nucleotide messenger RNA. RefSeq names its product single stranded DNA binding protein 4 (gene ssbp4). Gene Ontology annotation, biological process: positive regulation of transcription by RNA polymerase II. NCBI's taxonomy places the organism in Eukaryota, Metazoa, Chordata, Actinopteri, Cypriniformes, Cyprinidae. The record is from RefSeq and is a predicted model, not a curated record. Gene Ontology annotation, cellular component: nucleus. Gene Ontology annotation, molecular function: single-stranded DNA binding; protein binding. The transcript has 18 exons. Bases 116 to 1276 code for a protein of 386 amino acids.
GGAGGAGGGGGGGAGGGAAAACACUAAAGGGGGUAGCUAUGGAGAUAGAACGUUUUCCUGGCUGCUUUCUUUGACAGGUGUUGAGUGGGGUAAAAGUCUUAAAACAGAAUCCAGCAUGUACGCCAAAGGUAAAGGAGCUGUCGUCCCUUCUGAUAGUCAAGCGAGAGAAAAGUUAGCUUUAUACGUGUAUGAGUACUUGCUACAUGUUGGCGCACAGAAAUCGGCACAGACCUUCCUGUCAGAGAUCCGAUGGGAGAAGAAUAUCACAUUAGGAGAGCCUCCUGGAUUCCUGCACUCAUGGUGGUGUGUAUUCUGGGAUCUGUACUGUGCAGCUCCAGAUCGACGGGAGACAUGUGAACAUUCCAGUGAGGCCAAGGCUUUCCACGACUAUAGUGCGGCAGCAGCUCCCAGUCCUGUGAUGGGCAACAUGCCGCCCAACGACGGCAUGCCAGGUGGACCCAUGCCUCCCGGCUUCUUUCAAGGCCCACCCGGGUCACAACCAUCACCACACUCACAGCCCCCUCCACACAACCCCAACAACCCCAUGAUGGGGCCCCACGGCCAGCCGUUCAUGUCUCCACGGUACCCAGGUGGACCCCGCCCAUCACUCCGCAUGCCAAAUCAGCCUCCUGUUGGAGUCCCAGGGUCACAGCCGCUCCUGCCAAACAGUUUGGACCCCACCAGACCGCAAGGACAUCCAAACAUGGGCGGCCCGAUGAGAAUGAACCCACCCAGAGGAAUGGGAGGCAUGGGCCCACAGAACUACGGCGGUGGAAUGAGGCCUCCUCCAAACUCUCUCGGCGGUCCAGGAAUGCCUGGCAUGAACAUGGGUCCGGGAGGUCGAGGGCCUUGGCCUAACCCUAACGCAAACUCAAUAGCAUACUCGUCUUCAUCACCAGGAAACUAUGUGGGGCCUCCAGGAGGUGGCGGACCUCCAGGAACUCCCAUCAUGCCAAGCCCAGGAGACUCGACAAAUUCCAGUGAAAACAUUUACACGAUGAUGAAUCCAAUCGGCCCUGGUGGCAACAGACCGAACUUCCCAAUGGGGCCGGGGCCCGACGGGCCGAUGGGUGGAAUGGGAUCGAUGGAGCCGCACCAUAUGAACGGGUCUUUAGGCUCGGGUGAUAUGGAUGGGUUGCCAAAGAACUCUCCGAACAACAUGGCAGGUAUGAACAAUCCCCCAGGAACUCCGCGGGACGACGGGGAGAUGGCAGGCAACUUCUUAAACCCAUUCCAAAGUGAAAGUUAUUCACCCAACAUGACGAUGAGUGUGUGAUUUUUCUUUUUUAUUUUGUUGAUUUUAUUUUAUUUUUUUAACCCGUCCCCCAUCCCACUUCCCGUUUUCCUCGUCUCUGCUGCGUUCGGCAUGUUGUUGUUUUUUUUUUUUUUUCUUUUUUUUUUUUUUUUCGCUCGAUGACUUCAACUCCCCACAUCUCCCUCAAACGCUCUGGGCUGGCGCGGUGGCGCCCUUCAGCCGCUCGGUGUGGCCACGGAGCGAAGGACGCCCAGUACAAAGCCGAAAGAAAGCAGGCAUCGGGCCUUCUGACGGACUCAAGCUGCCUGCCGGGCUUCGUCACUGGAUCGGGACGCUAAGGGCCCCCGAUUGACCACCGUGUGUGUGUUUGUACAUGUGCGUGCGUGUGUGGGACUGUGCCAGGAAGACAUAACUAGCUGCUCAUCAGCGUUGAGGCUGGUGGCUUUAUUUCAGCCCCGUUUUCUCGUUUUUGUUUUCGUCUUUCGUCGGCAAUGAAACACUGAAACCUGCAGUUGUUUUGAUUGCUGUGUACAUUUUAAAAUGGAAAAAGCUAAACUGGUGACGCUAGGGGCAGGAAUGGUCUCAUUACAAUAUAUUUGUAUAUUAUUGAUAAUAUUAUUGUUAUAAUUUUCAUAAUUGCUAUGAUGAUGAUGAUGAUGUACUCAUAAUUUUAUGGAUUUUCCUGUAAAGGGCACAUUUGUAUCUCAACAACAUCAAUGACAGAAUAAGCACACAUUCAAAUGCACAAUGACACUUCUGUUUACAUGAUUUUAGGUAUUUGUUUGUCUCUUCGUUUGAGUUUGUUUCGUCAGAUGUCUGCAUAUACCUCUUCCUGUGUUCUGAUGUCAUCGCUACCGAGAUGUACAACCUCAGUUUUUGUGUCUCUGUCAACAAAGUGGCUACAAUCACUGGUUUAAUGCACCUGUCGGCACUGUAUUUAAAGAUUGGAGUACAUUUCGAAGUCUAAAAGGGUGACGUUUGCAUUUUCACUGCCAUCCAUUCUUGCCUUGGUCAAUAACACAGUACAUUUUACCAUCCAUUCUAGAUGAUUUGCCGCCGAUAGUUGCGAUAUCAUUCGUGUUCAUUGUAAUUUUGCCACUACGUGUUUGCCACGUUGUUUUGCAAGUCUUUUUAGAAAUAUUAUACCCACGUGUUUGUAACGGUAGUUGGAGGCAGGCUGCUCUUACAAGCACGAGUUUCCUUGUGCUCUAUAGUCCCAUGUCUGUAAAUAUAUCUUUUUUUUUUUUUUUUUUUUUUUUUUUGUUUGUUUUUUUGGUCAUGGACCUUAUUGGUAUUUUCAAUACACUACUUGUCUGUGAAGCUCA